This is a messenger RNA of Protopolystoma xenopodis, 735 nucleotides long. Lineage: Eukaryota; Metazoa; Platyhelminthes; Monogenea; Polystomatidea; Polystomatidae. The record is from the annotation of a GenBank genome assembly.
AUGCACCUAUAUCGCGUUAGAUUUCUUCAACAAAAGCCUCAAAAUAUAUCUGAAUCAAAUUCUCCUGGUGCCGUGCCAGCUUUUAAUGUCGCCGUUCAAUUUACUCGAAAGUUGGGAAAAAAACCGAUUACUCAGCUUUUUGCUGUUCCAGAGCAUACAUUGCUCUUAGUACUGACUGGUGGCCAAUUAUCCGUCUACACACUUCCGAAUUGCCAACUUAUCUCAAACAUUUCUAGCUCAAAGGGAGCCACAUCCUUUGCUUGCCUUUUAAAAAAAAAUGAAGAAGAUAUCCUAGGUAAAAACGACUCUGCGGUUAUAGGGACCUCCACUACCGGCGGUACAAUUGCUUCUCCAACGACGUCACUGGCUUCUGAUAUAUCAUCGCAUAAUAUCCUGCUGCCACGCCCUCAUUUCUACUCAACUAGCCAUUCUUCACGCCUUCCUACCUUAAGUAUCUGUGUUGUCCUCCGACGUAAGCUGAAUCUUUGGCUUUGGGAUCCAGUUGAUAGAAAAUUUGUCAAACCCAACUCCUAUUCGCAACAUUCACCACCCGAUUCUAACGUCCAUGGCUCUAUUAUGUCUCCCUCUUGUAUAGCAGCAGAGUCGUGUUGGCUUACAGAGAUUCAAUUGCCUGAUACGCCUAAGGCUAUCACAUUUCAUGGACCAAAUCAUCUUCUUAUCGGCUUUCGUUCGGAAUACUUCCGAGUUUCUCUAAUUACUGGGGAUGUGAGUUAA